UCCUCCUCCGCCUGACGUCAGCCCGUGGUCCCGCUCAGUCGCGGGCGGCCGGCGGUAGCGACGGGCAUGGCUGGGGGGCGACGGGCGGCGGGGCUCGUUGUGCACUGGGGCUGCUGCCUCCUGCUGUGCUGCGCUGCAGCCAGAGGUCUGGAGGUCUCCAUGCCGGCAGUGGUCGAAGCAGAGGCCGGGAGCACAGCCAGGAUCGAGUGCAGCUUCUACACCCCUGAGAACAGCUCCUCCACCUCUAUCAACUGGUUCUAUAUGGACCGCAACAACCGCGUGAGGCUGUGCCGCAUCGAGGGCACCCGGCUCCUGGAGGAGAACGUGGACUACAAGGGGCGGCUGUCGGUGGGGGAGGACCAGGCUCUGUCCAUCAGCAGGGUGACGGUGCAGGAUGCCAGGACCUUCGUGUGCCAGGUGGUGGAAGGCAGCCACGUCCUGGGCGAGAACCAGACCAGGCUCCAUGUGUACAAGGUCCCCGAGGCCCCUGAGAUCGUGGCUAACACUGGAGGUGCCUCCGUGCAGAGCAGUGAGAUCCCGGAGAUUGCCCGCUGUGUGAGCAGGAAUAGCUUCCCAGCCCCUAAUAUUACAUGGCACAAGAACGGGGAGCAGCUGCAUCCGGAGGAUAACAUGGUGAAGAUGCCGUCGACACUGACACGUGAGUCGAACGGGCUGUACACUGUGAGCAGCAUCCUCUUUGCCCACGUCACCCGCGAGGACCGGCACUCCCUGUACCACUGCUCGGUGCACUACCGGCUGCGGGGCCAGCGGCGCACGGCUGAGUCACGGCGGGUCAACAUCACCGUGUUCUACCCCGCGGAGCAUGUGAAGCUGCAGGUCCUGCCCUCCUCAGCACUGGUGAAGGAAGGGGAUGAUGUGAAGCUGGUCUGUGAGGCAGACGGGAACCCGGCGCCUGUCUUCAGUUUCUUCAAGAGAGGGCUGGAUGACGUCUGGCACGACCUGUCAUCGCUGACGGACACCAGCAGUGGGGUGCUGAAUCUGCACGAUGUCAAUAAGAACAGCAGUGGCCUCUACAGAUGCCAGACCCUGGACUUGGAUGAUAUGAGACAGCUGGAGAAGGACGUGGAGCUGGUUGUGAACUACAUUGAAGGGGUGCGUGUGAAGAUGGAGCCAUCCUCACCCCUGCGGGAAGGGGACAGCGUGAGGCUGAGCUGCAAUGCACACAGCCCUUUGUCCCUGGAUUACCAAUGGAGGGAUGAGAAGGGCAGGAUGAUUGGGAACGGGAACCAGCUCUUCCUCAGCAACCUCACCUUCGAGACCUCCAGCAACGUCAGCUGCAAGGUGAUGGCACCGAGUGUGCCGGGGCUGGAGCAGAGCAAGCGGGUGGCUGUGGCUGUGGAGGGGAAGCCUCGGAUCGUGUCCAUCAGCUCCCCCCUGUACGUGCGGCAGGAUGAGGAGGUGAACCUGACCUGUAAAGCCAUCGCUUUCCCCAGGCCCUCCGUGCACUGGAGCGUCAAUGGGACGGCUCAUGAGUACAUGGAGGACCAGCACAUCGCCAGUAACCUGACAGUGCGUGUGAGCCACGACCUGCUGCGGGCUGGAGCCAUGUGCAGGGUGUCCAAUGUGCUGGGUGUCAGCGAGGAGCACAUCCAGCUGCUGGAUCAAAAGAUCCCGGAGAGCAAAGGGGUGAUCAUUGUGGCCAUCAUCGUCUCCAUCCUCGUGGUGGCUGUGCUUGGGUCCAUCAUCUACUUCCUGCACAAGAAAGGCAAGAUCCCAUGUGGCCGCACUGGGAAACAGGACAUCACGAGGCCAGAGGCACGUAAAGACAAGAUUGUAGUAGAAGUUAAGUCAGAUAAAGUGUCCGAAGAGGCUGGGCUGCUGCAGGGCUCCAACGGCGAGAAGAGAGCUGCCGCUGACCAGAGCGAGAAAUACAUCGAUCUGAGAAACUAGAGAGGGCCUGAAGCUACCAAGUGCUUUCUUCCUUCGAACCUUUCCUGCUCUUGGAUUGCCUUGUCCCACCACCCCUGCUCCAGUACCUGGGGAGCACGGCCAGAGACAAUGACUGCGUCGUGGUGCUGAGCUCAGGACCCCUCCCUGGCUCACCUCUCUCUUACCUCAACCGUGGGCUUGCAGGUUGUUGCAUAGCAGCAGCAAAGCUGGACUUGCUUACCACUGCGGAGAAGCCAACAGGAGGCAGAAAUACCCCAUUCAAGCUGCCUGAUGGCAGGAUUGGAGGUGUUUGCAGGAAAUCUGGACACAUACAGCAAGGUUUUGAUGUGUUUUACCCCAAACUUGCUCAGCAAAGCGGGUGGAAUUGUGCUUUUGGGAUGCCCCAGGCCCCUUGGGUGCAGCAAUGUGCAGGUUAGACAAGGUGAGGAUGCAAGUGGAGGGUUAGAGCAGUGUUUGUGAGAGCAGGGAGGUGUUAGAGCUUUGCUUUCCCAUUGACCUCUUCUUGUCUUGGUUUAGCCCAGUGUGUCCUGGUGAUGCUGCACAGGACAUGAUCCUAUGGGAGGUGAGGAUGCGGUGGAGCAAGGACAGGGUGCCCAUCUCUCUGGCACAUGCCAGACUAAGGGCUUAGGGUCUCUGGUUUGUGAGACAGGAGCAGGAGGGCUUCCCUCUCCCCAUUCCCAGGAAUUGGAUUGCCUUUCGAGGGGCUGGCAACAGCAAGUCCCAGACCCCCCACAUUUAAACCUUAAGGAAUAUUAGGCCAGAGCCACUUGGCAAUGUCUCAGGGUUUGUGUUUUUCGUGCUGAACAGUUACCAGCCCCAGGUUAAACUGGUUUGUGUCUGUGCUUCGCUGGCACCAGGCAGCUUGAAUGGUGGAGAGGGGAGAUGGAUGGGCAAGCAGCCUGCCUUCCUUUUCUGCUGCCGUGGCCCUUCCCAGCCCUCCGCUGCAACAUGGCUCUCUCCUGCCUUCCUCUAGAGACAUCAGUGCCCUGCAGCCCCUUUCCUCUAAGCAGUGUACUCAGUGCUAUGCUGUCCACAAGCCCCAGCCCUUGGGGUAGCUCUCUGCAGGUGAUGGGGAGCCGCAUAGGCAGCCCCCUACCAAAGCAGCGAGCCAUACGCGUGAGCUACAAGUGUUGUCGAAGCCAGAGCUUUGGUUUAUAUAUAUUUUUGUUGGGUUGUGUGUACAUUUCCAGAAGUUUUGUCAGUUUUUUUUUAUAUAUAUGAAAAUAAAAAGUACCGAGUUCCGAGCUGA
Molecule: messenger RNA, 3160 nt
Organism: Melopsittacus undulatus (budgerigar)
Lineage: Eukaryota; Metazoa; Chordata; Aves; Psittaciformes; Psittaculidae
Gene: MCAM
Product: melanoma cell adhesion molecule
Exons: 15
Coding region: 67-1911 (614 amino acids)
Cellular component (GO): plasma membrane
Molecular function (GO): laminin receptor activity
Source: RefSeq, a predicted model, not a curated record